GGGGAGGGGGCGGAGGAGAGGCGGCUGGGCUCCGGCUCAGCUCUCAGCUCCACUCUGCCUUCCGCUCCGCUCUCACUUGCCGCUAAAGCCUCCCGCUCCUGCCCCAGGACCCAGAGGUGGGCCCUAAAACCCAAGCGUCCCCAGACAAAAGCCUUGCCAGCCCCUACUCCCGACCUCCAGCCCCGGCAGGUCGCUGCGCCGCCAGGGGGCGCCGUGUGAGCCCCCUAUCCCGGCCACCCGGCGCCCCCUCCCAUAGCCCAGACGGGAGCGGGGCGCCGGGGGCCAUGCGGGGCCAAGGCCGAAAGGAGAGUUUGUCCGAAUCCCGAGAUCUGGACGGCUCCUACGACCAGCUUACUGGCCACCCUCCAGGGCCCACUAAAAAAGCCCUGAAGCAGCGUUUCCUCAAGCUGCUGCCGUGCUGCGGGCCCCAAGCCCUGCCCUCAGUCAGUGAAACAUUAGCUGCCCCAGCCUCCCUCCGCCCCCACAGACCCCGCCCGCUGGACCCAGACAGCGUGGAGGAUGAGUUUGAACUGUCUACGGUGUGUCACCGGCCUGAGGGUCUGGAGCAGCUCCAGGAACAAACCAAGUUCACGCGCAAAGAGUUGCAGGUCCUGUACCGAGGCUUCAAAAACGAAUGCCCCAGCGGAAUUGUCAACGAGGAGAACUUCAAGCAGAUUUAUUCUCAGUUCUUUCCCCAAGGAGACUCCAGCACCUAUGCUACUUUUCUCUUCAACGCCUUCGACACCAACCAUGACGGCUCUGUCAGUUUUGAGGACUUUGUGGCUGGUUUGUCGGUGAUUCUUCGGGGAACCAUAGACGAUAGGCUCAACUGGGCCUUCAACUUAUAUGAUCUCAACAGGGAUGGCUGUAUCACAAAGGAGGAAAUGCUUGACAUCGUGAAGUCCAUCUAUGACAUGAUGGGCAAGUACACGUACCCUGCGCUCCGGGAGGAGGCCCCGAGAGAGCACGUGGAGAGCUUCUUCCAGAAGAUGGACAGAAACAAGGAUGGCGUGGUGACCAUUGAAGAAUUCCUUGAGUCUUGUCAACAGGACGAGAACAUCAUGAGGUCCAUGCAACUCUUUGAUAAUGUCAUCUAAGCCCCCCAGGGAGAGGGAUCAGUGCUUCCG
This is a messenger RNA of Acomys russatus (golden spiny mouse), 1127 nucleotides long. It is a transcript of the gene Kcnip2, whose product is annotated as potassium voltage-gated channel interacting protein 2. Gene Ontology annotation, biological process: regulation of potassium ion transmembrane transport. The transcript is spliced from 10 exons. Lineage: Eukaryota; Metazoa; Chordata; Mammalia; Rodentia; Muridae. Gene Ontology annotation, cellular component: voltage-gated potassium channel complex. Bases 285 to 1097 code for a protein of 270 amino acids. Gene Ontology annotation, molecular function: calcium ion binding; potassium channel regulator activity. The record is from RefSeq and is a predicted model, not a curated record.